Anastrepha ludens (Mexican fruit fly) is the source of this 1036-nucleotide messenger RNA. RefSeq names its product ETS-like protein pointed. The transcript has 4 exons. Gene Ontology annotation, molecular function: sequence-specific DNA binding. The coding region runs from base 289 to 1014 and encodes 241 amino acids. The record is from RefSeq and is a predicted model, not a curated record. NCBI's taxonomy places the organism in Eukaryota, Metazoa, Arthropoda, Insecta, Diptera, Tephritidae.
GUGUGAAUCGAGAGACUAUGUCAUCCAAAGGAAGGAAGAAAACUAUCGAAGCGCGUGCAUAAUAUCGACUUAUAUGAAUGAAAACAUAAAUAGUGCAGAUUGCUUUCAUACCACACAAUAAUAAGAAAGCAAAAAAAAAAAUCGCACAUCACAGUGAUAAGUGCCAAGUGACAAGUGACAAGUGACAAGUGUUAAGUGUUACGUGUUACGUUUUACUACUUUGUUGCUCUGCUGUUUUUCGUGGUUAUCUGAAAUUACUUGACUUAUUUCGCGCAUUUCAUUUAAAUUAUGACAAAUGAGUGGAUCGAUUGGUCGGAUUGCCGUUUGCGUGCACCCAUACGUGCCGGCUACAAUCAUCAUCAAUCGCUGCUCAAUAACAACUACACUGGAUUUUCGAAUAAAUUCCAUUUGCGAACGCAUAAAUUGCAACAGUUGCAUACCUCCGGCGCGAAGCUAAAAGAUGUGCCAACACAAAUUCCACCACUCACCCCGGGUACAAAUCGAAAGGUAGCCGAAGUGUUAAAGGCCUCUUUCGCAUCAUGGGAGAAGGAGGUGCAGAACUGCAAUAUUACCAAAGAUCCCCGCGAAUGGACGGAGGAGCAUGUCAUCUAUUGGCUUAAUUGGGCAAUCAAAGAGUUCUCCUUGGUCUCGAUGAAUUUGGAGCCGUUUAUAAAAAUGAAAGGACGUGAUAUGAUUGAAUUAGGCAAAGACAAGUUUCUAGCGAUAACACCGCCAUUUACGGGCGAUAUUUUGUGGGAACACUUAGAUAUACUGCAGAAAGAUUGUGAAAAAUGCGGCGUUGAUGAUGUAAAUUCACAACAGAGCGCCUUUGAGGCGGCCACCACUGCGUCAGUCUGUGGAUCAGAUCAUCAAGUGGGCAACUAUUUAGGUAAUAACGGCAAUAACAAUAACAAUAAUAACAACAGUCACCGAUUAGCACCCGAUUACGCAACACCGCCAUCCAGUGAUAAAAGUAGCUUCCAUUCGCCCUCGGUGCAUCAUAGCGGUGAGUAAAAUCAAAAUUAUGUUUUUUGUG